This is a messenger RNA of Papilio xuthus (Asian swallowtail), 1785 nucleotides long. RefSeq names its product lachesin. Gene Ontology annotation, biological process: synapse organization. The transcript has 8 exons. NCBI's taxonomy places the organism in Eukaryota, Metazoa, Arthropoda, Insecta, Lepidoptera, Papilionidae. Bases 402 to 1355 code for a protein of 317 amino acids. The record is from RefSeq and is a predicted model, not a curated record. Gene Ontology annotation, cellular component: neuron projection membrane.
ACCCGCGUGCGCUUGUCGUGCGAACGUAUCUCAUAAAAAACUGUGACCUAGCAGUGUGUGUGACGUGAUAUAGUGGAGCAGCACAGAUGCGUGCCGCCGCCGCCUUGCCGCGGUGAUCGACUCACGCAUGUGACUUGUGAUUGCCUGUGGUUUGCGUGCGACUAAGUGAGUUCGUUGCAAGUUUGUGGUGUACUAACUCUCGGUGCAAUCACGGUAAUUGCCUCCGAUGGACUAAACUUUAAUCAGAUGGAAACAUCAACACAGCAUUCAUAAUGCUGUUCAAAGGAUCGAAAUCUAAUGUAUCAAGAAUACUGAAUCACCGGGUAUUUUAGGCAAUUAAUUGGCUAUAGAAAAUGAGAAUGUUCGUGAAAGCCAGCGUCGGUUGAGGAGCACGAGGAAACAUGGCCGGCAAAUUGUGCGGCGAUGUGUUGGGCGUACUACUGGCACUCGUCAUCUGUUUAACGCGCCCUGAACAUGUAUCGUCGGCGCAGCGCGAACUAGGGAAGGGCGUUCCCGGCAACGCGUCGGCGACGUCCACGCCCGGAUCAGAUAAUGCGAUCCGAGCCGGACCCGCCGGCGACGGGCCGCGACCCACGCCUCGCACCGGACCAUACUUCGACUUGGCGAUGUCGAAAAACGUCACAGCAUUACUCGGCAAAACAGCUUAUCUAAAUUGCCGAGUUAAAAAUCUAGGAAAUAAGACGUUGAACAUGCAAGUGUCGUGGGUUCGGCACAGGGACAUCCAUUUGUUGACGGUUGGCAGAUACACGUAUACAAGUGAUCAGAGAUUUCGAGCGAUUCAUCUCCCACAUUCCGAGGAUUGGACUUUACAAAUAAAAUACCCUCAGCACAGAGAUUCUGGUAUUUAUGAGUGCCAGAUUUCAACGACCCCGCAUAUGAGUCAUUUCAUACAUUUAAAUGUUGUUGAGCCAACAACAGAGAUAAUUGGUGGUCCAGACCUUUACAUAGAUCGGGGGAGCACCAUAAAUCUAACAUGCGUGGUUCUUUACUCGCCGGAACCUCCGGCCUACAUUUUCUGGAAUCACAAUGAUGCGAUUAUUAGCUACGAUUCCCCUCGGGGCGGCGUGUCGGUUGUAACGGAGAAGGGGGAAACAACCACGUCUUUUUUACUGAUACAACAAGCGAGGCCGUCUGAUUCAGGCACUUACCAAUGUAAUCCAAGCAACGCACAAUCCAAAAGUGUUAUGGUUCACGUUUUAAAUGAAGCAAAUUCCAUUUUUCCUUUGUCAGGGGAGUACCCGGCGGCCAUGCAGCGCGGAGGACAAGCGUUCGCGCCCACGUCGCCCGCUCACUGCUUUGUGCUUGCAGUGAGUCUUUUGAUAUCUCUUUCCUGACAAACACCAGUGACUUUGGCGAUGUAAAUAGACUUUAUAUUUCUCUGUUCAUAAUUAUAUUUGUGACCAAAUUAUUAGACUGGCUAACAGAUAAAUGAUGCUUUGAUCACAAAUGUCUUUGGUAUCAGAUGAAUUAUUCACUAAUUUAUAGGGUUGGGUUGUGUUAUGUAAAAUUAAAAAAAAAUAAACCCUAAGCAAAUAGAUCGAAUGCUUCACUCAUAUAGAAUUGUAAAUAUUGUUAAGAUAUUCUGGUGUCUAAUUUGAUUUUAAAUUGAUGUUAAACCACAGUAUAUCAAAUUUAAUUGAAGAAAAUUUAAAUUUUGAAAUAAUGAACUAUGUUGGUGACAAAACGGAGAUUAUGUUUGAGUAAAAUUGACAUCAUUCAUCAUCAGCUCACUAUACGUCCCCACUGAGGGGCUUGUAGCCUACC